ACAGUUCAAUUUUGAAAUGGAAGGAGACAUGGCAAUACCGACAGAUGAGGCGUUCUGGGACAAAAUCUUCAGUGAUUCCAAGCAGUGGGGAUUGGCCACAUAUAUACAGGACAACAUGACGGAAAUAUUCCGUACUUUCCCACGGAUGCAGACGGACCUUAACUUUGCGCGAGAUUGGUUGGUUAAAAUGGCGGCGUCUGCUUUGAAACACAACAUCACCAUCCAGUACAGUGGAGCCACCCCAACGAUGGCGCUCUUGGCACUCCAGUUACCGGCUGUCACCCAGGUGCGCGUCCUGGGAGGCUAUGGCACAGAGUUGGACCAGAGGAAUAUUCUUGCUUCGUCCGUAUUCUCCUCACUUUUAGAUGUGUUGGUCUUCAAAGGUGUGGUCCGUACACAAAACCAGAAGGGAGCCCAGAGCAGCGUGAUAGCUGUCCUGUCGCGGGGUCCUGUGGGGAUUGGUGACCAGAUCGGACAUACCAAUACUUCCAUCAUCAAUCGGAUAUGUAGCUCUGAUGGAACUAUCCUCAAACCAAACAGCCCUGCACUCGAAAUAAAUGCUCAGGUUGUGCAGAUGACGUUUCAAGAUGGCAGCGGCCCAGACGGCGACAUUUGGGCGACACUCAACGGCCUGUAUAGGGGUGGACCAAACCCGGAACAGGUGUACGGGAUUAUCUAUGUUUCCGGCUUGAACAGGACGUUUGACAUCACCCCGACGGCAGCCGACAUUGGGUUUGAAUACCCAGUGAGCAAGAUCUUCUCUGCAGCUGAUCCAACAAAGCAGUACGACUUCAGCGACAGCAAACCCUUCACCAUCCCGCCAUGCCAACUGGAAUUCUGCAUGUACUAUACGUCACCAGUUAUAAAAUACAAAAAUAGAGAAGUUCUCGUCCUGGGUGAACUGGAAAAGUGGGUACCAAUGUCUCGCAACAGGAUCGUCAAUGUCACCGUCGGCGACGUCAUCACUGUCUACGUCAAGGGUCAGGCGGGAGAGAGUGUUGAGAUGUGGUUUGCCGAUGAUGUACGGUUCGGUGCUUUGAAAACUAUUAUAGGGGCAGACGGCCUGGGUAGUAUCAUAUAUGAAAUAAAAUCUCAUCCUGUUAACAACUCUGACCUCAGAAGAGCUUCAACAAUUGCUUUUGUCAUGGGUAUCCUAGCAACAAUGAUGCUCAUGAUGUAA
Haliotis rubra (blacklip abalone) is the source of this 1180-nucleotide messenger RNA. RefSeq lists its product as uncharacterized. The record is from RefSeq and is a predicted model, not a curated record. The transcript has 9 exons. Bases 17 to 1180 code for a protein of 387 amino acids. Lineage: Eukaryota; Metazoa; Mollusca; Gastropoda; Lepetellida; Haliotidae.